Thlaspi arvense is the source of this 2593-nucleotide messenger RNA. The record is from the annotation of a GenBank genome assembly. Lineage: Eukaryota; Viridiplantae; Streptophyta; Magnoliopsida; Brassicales; Brassicaceae.
GCUUGAAGAGACACACAAUCGCUUUCUCUGCUGGUGGAUGGUGCUUCGAUAAUACGACAGAGUGAACUAGAAAUAGCCACCAGAGAUCUGAGCCCUAUUUUAGUCGGAAUACUUUUCCGUCACUCUCUCGCUACUUUUCGGUGUACCGGAUUCCGAUUCUGUAUCGGACAUUGCUUCCUUUACCACAUUCUCGAGUUGAUUCAGGCUCCGGAUCAUAUCCACACUGAUUGAAUUUCAAAGAUAGCAAUAUUCUACUGUGUCACUCUCUUUGUUUCCUAAUGAUCUUGCCGCCGGAGUCGUCGCUGCAGCACAAUCUUGGAGUUUCUACAGCUGCUUGAUCACUUGGCUUGAAACAUGAAGAGAUUUUACGGAGGCCUUCUUGUUGCAUCAAUGUGUAUGUUCUUGACGGUGUACAGAUACGUCGACUUGAAACCUCCCGUGGAAAAGCCUUACAUCGCUGCUUCAGUCGUCACUCCCAACACCACUCUCCCUCUGGAAUGGCUUCGGAUUACACUCCCUGACUUCAUGAACGAAGCCAGGAACACUCAAGAAGCGAUAUCCGGCGAUGACAUCGCUAUCGUCUCGGGUCUAUUUGCUGUGCAGAACGUCUCCAAGGAAGAGAGAGAGCCUUUGCUUACAUGGAACCGUCUUGAAAGCCUUGUUGAUAACGCGCAGAGCUUAGCGAAUGGAGUGGAUGCCAUUAAGGAAGCUGGCAUUGUUUGGGAGAGCCUUGUGUCAGCUGUUGAAGCCAAGAAGCUAGCCGAUGCGAACGAAAACCGAACGAGGGAAGGCAAAGAGGUGCUCUGUCCUCAGUUUCUUAGCAAGAUGAAUGCUACUGAAGAUGAUGGAAGUAGCCUGAAGCUGAAAAUCCCUUGCGGGCUGACUCAAGGUUCCUCUGUCACAGUUAUUGGCAUCCCUGAUGGUCUUGUUGGUAGCUUCAGGAUUGAUCUUACGGGACAACCGCUUCCAGGGGAGCCUGAGCCGCCCAUCAUCGUACAUUACAAUGUCAGGCUCCUUGGCGACAAGUCGACUGAGGAUCCUGUCAUUGUCCAAAACAGCUGGACGGCGUCUCGUGAUUGGGGCGUUGAGGAGCGUUGUCCGAACCUUGACCCUGAUUUGAAUAAGAAAGUCGAUGACUUGGAUCAGUGCGACAAGGUGGUGGGUAGAGAAAUCAAUCGAACUUCUUCCACUAGCUUGCAGUCCAACACUUCAAAAGGGAUGAUUCCAGUAGCCAGUGAAGCAUCUAAGCAUGAAAGAUACUUUCCUUUUAAGCAAGGUUUCUUAUCGGUUGCUACACUUAGGGUGGGAACAGAAGGGAUGCAGAUGACAGUUGAUGGGAAACAUAUUACCUCAUUUGCUUUCCGAGAUACACUGGAGCCAUGGCUUGUUAGUGAAGUACGGAUCUCCGGUGAUCUGAAGUUAUUAUCCAUUCUCGCCAGCGGCUUACCCACAUCAGAAGAAUCAGAUCACGUUGUUGAUCUUGAGGCACUGAAGGCACCUCCACUUUCACCACUAAGGCCGCUAGAUCUUGUUAUAGGCGUUUUCUCCACAGCAAACAACUUUAAAAGACGGAUGGCUGUGAGAAGAACAUGGAUGCAAUAUGAUGAUGUACGAUCUGGAAGAGUCGCAGUACGCUUUUUUGUUGGCCUUCACAAAAGUCCUAUAGUUAACCAGGAACUCUGGAACGAGGCUCGGACUUACGGCGAUGUUCAGCUAAUGCCCUUUGUUGAUUACUACAGUCUCAUCAGUUGGAAAACGCUAGCAAUCUGCAUCUUCGGGACAGAGGUUGAUUCAGCCAAGUUUAUCAUGAAAACGGACGAUGAUGCAUUUGUUCGUGUUGAUGAAGUACUACUUUCUUUAUCAAUGAUCAACAACACUCGCGGGCUGAUAUAUGGACUGAUCAAUUCCGACUCUCAACCAAUUCGAAACCCUGAGAGCAAAUGGUACAUCAGUUAUGAGGAAUGGCCAGAGGAGAAAUAUCCUCCAUGGGCGCAUGGUCCAGGCUACAUUGUGUCUCGGGACAUUGCAGAAUCGGUUGGUAAGCUUUUCAAAGAAGGCAACCUGAAGAUGUUUAAGCUAGAAGACGUGGCGAUGGGGAUAUGGAUCUCUGAUCUGAAGAAACAUGGACUAGAGCCUCACUAUGAAAACGAUGGAAGGAUUAUUAGUGAUGGAUGCAAGGAUGGUUAUGUGGUUGCUCAUUACCAAAGUCCUGCUGAAAUGACUUGCCUCUGGCGUAAAUACCAAGAAACCAAACGCUCUAUUUGCUGCCGCGGUUGGUGACACUCAAAACGCAAACGCACUUUUUACUCACCUUGCGUUUUAAGUUCACGUUUGCGUCCACAUGUACAGAAAGAGAAUGUGGUUUUUAUAUCUGUUAAUUCUUUGUUGUAAAACAUCAUCUGUUUUGGUUUGUUAGUAUCAGUAGAUUAGAUGUGUAGUUUAGUUUAGGUAUAUAUAUUAGUACUUGUUUCAAUAGAAUUCUGUAAAAUUACAAACAAUAGUUUUAAUUCGAUUGGGGGGAAUAAACUUUCACAUGAGACAUGACUCAACUGUAACUGCUUACUCUUCAAAUCAGACACAUGUCCUCCAUGGC